UGUAUUAGCUGCAAUAUCUCGUUUAAGCGAAGUUUAAGGUACACGUCCCGUUAAAAAUGAAAAUCGAAGAAAGUAACACGAAAGUGGAGGAACGUCGGUGUCCAUUUUCUGGCGUGAAGAUAAGGAAUUACUUAUCUGGUAGAGAAAACAAAGAUAAACUUUACGAACGAUCGAAAGAUAUAGCGUGCCAAAAAAAUUGCUGUUACGGUUCGUUUAUGUCCGGCCUUUCUGGUAUACGUUCUCCUACCGAGAAGAGGAGUAAGCGGGAGGUUCUCGAAGAUGCUAAAGAAUUUUUUCAACAGUAUUUUGAAUCGAAAAAAAUUGAUAACGAAGCUCGCGAAUUAAGAAUUAUGAAUGUUAAAAACGCCAUCGAGAGUACUGGAACUUAUGAGUUGAGCGAAGAGGAAUUGCUGUUUGGUGCUAAAAUGGCUUGGAGGAAUGCUUCGCGUUGUAUUGGAAGGAUUCAAUGGAAUAAAUUAAUUUUGCAAGAUGCUAGACACGUUAGAUCUACUAAGGAGAUGUUCGAGAAACUAUGCGAACAUCUAGCGCUUGGAACUAAUGGUGGCAACAUCAGGUCAGUUAUAACAGUAUUUCCACAACGUCAAUUGGGUAGAGACGAUUACCGAUUGUGGAAUCCACAACUUUUAAGUUUUGCUGGAUACCUUCAGCCAGAUGGAAGCGUUAUAGGAGAUCCGGGACGUGUCAAAUUCACUCGAAUCUGUCAGAGGUUAGGAUGGAAGGGACGGGGAGGGAAGUAUGAUAUUUUACCAUGGGUGUUAUCGUCACCCGACGAAGGACCACAGGUUUAUGAUAUUCCAGAAGAAUUAGUAUUGAGAAUUCAUCUAGAGCAUCCGAAUUAUCCAUGGUUUAAAGAUUUGGGUUAUCAAUGGUACGCUGUUCCAGCAGUUGCUAACAUGAUGUUAGAUUGUGGUGGACUUAUGUUCACAGCUGCUCCAUUCAACGGAUGGUACAUGGGUACAGAAAUUGGUGCAAGAGAUUUAUGCGAUCCUCAGCGAUAUAAUAUUACAGAGGAAGUUGGAUCUAGACUCGGCAUUGACACGUCAAACACCAGCACCCUUUGGAAAGAUCGUGUAUUGUUGGAAGUAAAUUUAGCUGUUCUCUACAGUUUUCAGAAAAAUAAUGUAACUAUUGUUGAUCAUCAUACCGCUUCAGAAACUUUUAUCAAACAUUUCGAAUCUGAACAAAAGCAGAGGGGUGGUUGUCCAGCAGAUUGGGUUUGGAUAGUUCCACCCAUGAGUGGUAGUAUUACUUCAGUUUUUCAUCAAGAAAUGUUAUGUUACAGUCUUAAACCCAGUUACGAGUAUCAAGAAGAUGCUUGGCUUCAUUAUCAGUGGCCUAAGAAUAACAACGUUGCACCGAAGUAUAAAUUCGCAUCAAUAUCAAAAGUUAUAUUUUUCGCCGUUAUAAUGAAUAAAAUCACUAAAUCCAACAGAGAAGCCAUUACAAUUUUGUACGCAACCGAAACAGGAAAGUCUGAAACGUAUGCGAUGAGGCUGGAACAGAUAUUAUCUAAUACAUUUUUAGUUAGAAACUUUUGCAUGCAAGAUUAUGACUUGGAGCAAAUUGUUAACGAGUCCAUUCUGAUCGUUAUUAGCAGUACUUUUGGAAACGGAGAACCUCCAGAUAAUGGAAAAGAAUUUUGGAAAAAAAUUAAUCGAUGCGAAGAUCUUCGCUCCAGAGCAAAUAAUCAAUUAAAGUUUUCAGUAUUUGCUUUAGGAUCGACUCAAUAUCCAACAUUUUGUGCUUUUGGCAAGAAUAUAGAUUCGCUUCUGAGCAAAAUGGGUCAAAGAAUACUUCCCGUUGAAUUAGGGGAUGAACUUCGUGGACAAGAACAGACAUUCAACAAAUGGACAGAGAUUUUAUACAAGGCAAUAAUUAAUUUAUUAGGCUUGAAAUUUGAUGAAAGUCAAUACUUCUCCGUAGAAGAUUUCGCUGUAUGGAAACCGGAAAAUUAUAAAUUAAAUGUAGUUUCUAGUCAACCAAACACAAAUAUCUGUCAAGAACUUUCGCGCUUACACUCGAAACGUGUCCUUCCAUAUAAAUUAUUAUCUUGUGCGAAAUUGCAAGCGAGACAUUCCAGUCGACAGACAGUUUUAGUUCGUUUCUUACCAUCUUCAAACGAUUAUCUCGACUAUUUUCCUGGUGAUCAUAUCGGUGUCUUCGCAUCGAAUUCGCCGAAACUCGUCAACGAUAUCAUUAACAAAAUCAACACUACGAGAAUAAAUCCUGAUGCCAUCUUAGAUAUUCAAUGUUUUUCUGGUGGUAAAUGGUCGAAAGCGUCACGACUUCCUCCUUGCUCCCUAAGAACAGCCAUGACAAAAUUUUUAGACUUGACUACACCUCCUACCGCUAAUUUAUUAUUGUUAAUGUCAAGUUUAGCUACAGAAAAAUGGGAUGUUUAUAGAUUAAAGAAACUUGCUACGGAUAUAGACGAGUACGAAGAAUGGAAAUCUGCCCAAUAUCCUAACUUAGCCGAUUUUCUCGAAGAAUUUAAUUCAGUUAAAUUAACUCCCGAGUUUAUUUUAACUCAAUUACCGUUGCUUCAACCUCGAUACUAUAGCGUUAGUAGUUCUACGUUGUCUCAUCCUUACGAAAUUUUGUUAACUGUUGCCGUUCUAAAUUUCAGAUCUCACGAUGGAAAGGGCAAGUUGCACCACGGACUGUGUUCCAAUUAUCUGAACAGUUAUCCGAAAGACGAUAUACCAAUUUUUGUUCGAAGUGCUCCCGGCUUUCAUCUACCCGCGGAUGUAUCGUUACCAAUUAUCAUGAUAGGAGCAGGAAGUGGAAUAGCACCAUUUAAAAGCUUUUGGAUGCACAAGGAAAUGGAGAUGAAACAAAUGAAAAUCGGUAAAUUAUUUCUAUUUUUUGGAUGUAGACAACGUAACUUGGAUCUGGUAUACGAACACGAAACGUCACCACUCGUUAGGAAAGGCGUUCUAAGCCACGUCUUUAACGUAUUCUCGAGAGAACCAAACCAGAAAAAGAAAUACGUUCAAGAUGCAGUUAAAGACGAAGCUAAACUGGUAUACGAAAUGAUACAGCAGAAUGGUCACAUAUAUGUUUGUGGCGAUGCUGCAAUGAGCGAAGGUGUCAGAAAAGCUGUGAAAUACGUACUCGUUUAUCAAGGAAAUUACUCAAAAGAAGAAGCCGAGAACUAUUUUAUUCAAUUACAGAACGAUGGACGUUAUCACGAAGACGUGUUUGGAGUAAGUUACAGAGGAUCUUCAAGUUUGUGAAGAGACCUCUCCAAAAACCCAUACCUCAUACGAAACUCAAUUAUACCCUAUAUUUAACCUAAUUACUUUUUACAGCUUAAGUAUUUUAUUAAUGUUCGCUUAUCUACUUAUAAAAAUGUAUAUAAUAUUAAAAAUAAAUAUAUUUAAAA
This is a messenger RNA of Centruroides sculpturatus (bark scorpion), 3406 nucleotides long. Its product is annotated as nitric oxide synthase, inducible-like. The transcript is spliced from 21 exons. Gene Ontology annotation, molecular function: NADP binding; heme binding; FMN binding. The coding region runs from base 57 to 3257 and encodes 1066 amino acids. Gene Ontology annotation, biological process: nitric oxide biosynthetic process. The record is from RefSeq and is a predicted model, not a curated record. NCBI's taxonomy places the organism in Eukaryota, Metazoa, Arthropoda, Arachnida, Scorpiones, Buthidae.